Messenger RNA from Actinia tenebrosa (Australian red waratah sea anemone), 3327 nucleotides. Its product is annotated as high affinity cationic amino acid transporter 1. Lineage: Eukaryota; Metazoa; Cnidaria; Anthozoa; Actiniaria; Actiniidae. Gene Ontology annotation, cellular component: plasma membrane. The record is from RefSeq and is a predicted model, not a curated record. Gene Ontology annotation, biological process: amino acid transport; transmembrane transport. Gene Ontology annotation, molecular function: amino acid transmembrane transporter activity.
UGUAUGACAUUGAGGAAUAUAACGUUCGUGCCAUUUGCCUUGGUUUUUCUGACUUCCUUCUUCGAAAAUAACCUAUAAAAAUAAGCAAGAUUUCUUUGUUAACUGGAGAAUUACCUCGACCAACACGGAAAGAACCCAAGCAAAACGACUGAAGAUGUCGUCGUGUCGAAACUUCGCUUUAAGCCUCCUUCGACGCCGAGAAACACUCCAAAUAGAAGGUGAAAGCUUAUUACGAAGAUGUCUCAACACUUUUGAUUUGACAGCACUUGGAGUAGGAACGGUGAUUGGUGCUGGUUUGUACGUCGUGACUGGAGAACUAGCUCGAGACGUAGCAGGACCAGCCGUUGUGAUUUCAUUCUUCAUCGCCGCCGCUGCUGCUUUUCUGUCUGGUUUAUGCUAUGCAGAGUUCAGUUCCAGGAUUCCAAAAGCUGGGUCGGCCUACAUCUACACGUACGUUGCCCUUGGGGAACUGUUCGCCUUCAUUGUAGGAUGGAAUAUGAUUUUGGAAUAUCUGAUCGCGGCUGCCUCUUUGGCUCGAUCCUGUAGUGAAUACAUUAACUCUAUUGCUGGUGGUGAAAUUUAUAAGUUCUUUAUUAACGACAUCGCAUCUUGGAAAGACAUUACCUUUCUGGGUCCCUUUCCCGAUUUCCUUGCAAUGGCGAUUGGUGUCAUCAUUACUGUCAUCGUCUGCUUGGGUGUCCAGCAUUCAGCAAUAUUCAACAAAAUAACAACAGUAAUUAAUAUUUUAGUCAUUUGUUUUGUGAUCAUUGCCGGGUUGUUUUACGUCGAAUCAAAUAAUUGGUCCUCUCCUAAGAAAUUUGCUCCAUACGGCGUUAGUGGUAUCCUGACAGCGGCCGGUAGUUGUUUCUACGCUUUUGUAGGUUUUGACGCAAUUGCAACAGCCGGAGAAGAAGCAAUCAAUCCAAAACGUUCCUUGCCUCUUUCCAUAAUGUUCUGCCUGAUAAUAAGCUUUUUGGCUUAUUUUGGAGUAGCCACCGUCCUUACUCUCAUCCUUCCUUAUCAUCGCCUUUCCCGCUUUGCUCCUUUGGCCGAGGCGUUUGCCACCAGAGGAUUUCCAGCUGCGAGAUACGUGAUUUCCAUCGGGGCAAUUUGUGCAACUUCUUCGUGUUUGAUGUGCAAUUCGUUUGCAGCUCCGAGAGUCGUGUACUCCAUGGCAUCAGAUGGCCUCCUCUUUAGUUUCUUCGCCAAAGUCAACCAAAGAACCUUCGUACCGGUAAGAGCAACUGUGCUAGAUGGUCUCAUCGUGUGCACUUUGGCGGUUAUUAUGGAUAUAAGACAACUGGUCGAGAUGCUGUCUAUUGGUACCCUUGUGGCUUAUUCCAUGGUGGCUCUGUCUGUCUUACUGACCCGAUAUCAGCCUGGAGUUCCUAGUGUGACUAUCGAAGGGGAUGUUUACCAGGAAAACACGAGGAAAUGGCUCAAGAAGCUUUGCUGUAAAAAAGAAGACAAGGAGGGCGACUAUGAAGUUUUGAGUAACGAAGAUGAAAAGGUGCAACAAGAUACCGACUUCAUGACCUCCAGCGACAUGGAGAAAGCCGAACCAUCGCCUGAGUCUUGCUGCCGAGCUUCGUUCGCUGCUGCUUCACUGGUUCUUGGAAUAACUGGACUGUGUUUGACUCUCACUCUUGCAUACCCACAUCUGGCUAAAAAAGAAGUCUGGGCGAUAUUGCUGGCUUGCUUCUUUGGUCUUGUCAUUCUAAUGUCGCUAAUGGUUUUGGAGAGACAGCCAAAGAAUGAUGCUACCUUUCCGUUCAUGGUCCCUGGUUGUCCGUAUCUUCCAACCAUUUCCAUCUUUAUCAAUGUUCUGUUGGUGGUGAAGUUGAAGUACUGGACGUAUGUACGAUUUGGCAUUUGGAUGGUACUUGGAUUCUUCAUCUACUUCUUCUAUGGAUACCGACACAGUAAUGAAGCAUUGAGCUCCCACGAUGAAGUGCAUCAAUAUAUUCUUCCGGAUACACCUCCUAUCAAACAGAGAGUAGAAGUACUACAACCUGAUAAAUUAAAACGCACCCAUCGCGAAUGAAGCAAAACCAAGACUAAAAAUACGAAUGAAAACAAUUGAAUUUAUUCCCCGUAUUUUCUUCUCGCGAAAUUUAAUGGCCAGUAAUUGUACGUGAGGGGGGAGGGGGGGUGCGGGGCGAGAAUUUAAGAAGAGCAUAUGAGUCGUGAUGUAUUUCCCGGUUAAUACCAUAGGAUAAGAUAUAAGAAGAUACUAUAACUUGUUAGCGCAUUCAUUAAUUUGGUUAAUGUCAUUGCGAGCAAAUAUUAAGCUAAGGUCGUCAGCAUACAUUUUGGCUAGGAAUAAGUCAGAAAAUUACGUAAAUAAUUGAUAUAUAAUAAAAACAAGAGGGGCCAAGGAUGGUCCCUUGGGGUACUCCGCACCGCACCAAUACCUUAAGGCCAGUUUAGACGGUACGAUUUUUGCCUACAACUAUCGUGUACAACACGCUCGCGCCAUCCUACAACUCGAGUCGUAGCGUGUAAAUCAAGCCUACGACUCGCCUACGACAGACGCGAGCGUGUUGUAUACGAUAGUUGUAGGCAAAAAUCGUACCGUCUAAAUCGGCAUUAAGAUGACUUUCUACUGCUUACUAUACAUGCAUCAAGAAUUCCGCGCAACUACUCUAAGCUCAUGCUCAAGUGGUCCCAAAGAGUGGAAUCAUGAGUUGUGAAUCUUUGUCAAUCACGAAAUGACCAAUGAACACUCGGUUUAUAAAAUACUGGGAUCUAAUAAAGAUUUUGGUGUGAAAAAUCAACCUCUUUGGCACAAAAAUGUCCCGACAGAAUGAUGACAAACUUUUCAAUAGAAACGUCUGUCAUUAUCAGUUGCAAGAAAAAAAUGAAUGAAGGUACUUGUUAAGUAAAUUAAAACAAAGGAACAAAAUGUAAUAUAAUGUAAAGAAAUUAAUGUGGUUGAUUAGCAAGAAAGGGACAAAUUGACAUCAUGAUUGACCUGAUGAUAGAGAACAGGGGAACUUAUCAUUUCAACCCAUCAAUCCGGUUGGAAAUUCGUUUUUUAAUGGCAAAAAAAGAGUGGGAAACUUUUUCUUCCAAAAAUGGUACACGAGCCUACUGACCGUAAGAACGAAAAAGAGCGGAUUGCCUCGAUCGGAUUACCGAAUUUUCCGGAACUUUCUGAUUGGAAUGAUCGACGCAUAUCAUCGGUCUUCCAACCGGAAUUUCCAGUUUCUUACGGGUAAAUGGUAAGCACCCCAGCUCUUACAGGAACAUGAAUUCAUUAGACAAUUUAAUAGGGGUAAAAGAAAACGAAAGGAAAAAGUAGAAAUAAAAUUUAUUUUGUCUUAA